This is a messenger RNA of Aedes albopictus (Asian tiger mosquito), 2457 nucleotides long. RefSeq lists its product as uncharacterized. NCBI's taxonomy places the organism in Eukaryota, Metazoa, Arthropoda, Insecta, Diptera, Culicidae. Bases 1204 to 2199 code for a protein of 331 amino acids. The transcript is spliced from 2 exons. The record is from RefSeq and is a predicted model, not a curated record.
UUUGUCUGUGGUAUGAUUAUAAAAGAGAAAAUAUAUGGGGUGUGGAACUAUUUGGGUUGGGGUUUCCAUUUUGGGUACUUUUCGCUAAUCAGUCAGGCAGUUGUACGUAUCUCAUUAUACAGGAAAAUUUGUGUCAAUUCUAACACCGAUUUUUUUUAUUUUGAUCAAAUUAUUAUUCUUCGACAUCCAAAUAGAUUAAACAUGUUUGGAAGGUAAUUCUUUAGAAUUCUCGUUUUUUAAAUUUUUAUUUUUGAGCAUCCCUACAUUUUUAUAAUUUUGCUGGAGGCCUAUUUGUGAUAAAUAUUUUUUAAGCGAACCCAUUUUAAGAUUUUAUAAUUAUUAUUAAAAUAUUUAUAUUUUUUUUCUCAAGAAAGUUUAUUUUUUGUGUAACUUUAGGAAAAAUAAUUUAAUAAUUUAAGAGUGUAUUCAACUUCCCUAAACUCUUUUAGGGAUAAUAUGUUAAUUGUUGCGAAUUAAUUCAAACGAAAAAUAUAACAUUUGAAGGGUUACCAAACAUCAAAUUUUUCAAUGAUUAAAUACACUUUAAAAGACACCACACACUAUUUUGAGAUAUACAGAACAGUCCUAAAUAGCAGCCAAAAAUAUAAAAAAAAUGAUAGCUCAGGAAAGAAAAAAUACAAAAAUGCUAAUACUAUACCCCGUCUAAAGGCGGAGUUGGGCAUCAAAGGGUUAAGCUGAAAAUUCCCAAAAUCGGGCUCACUGCCCAAAUAGUCCCACAUAGUUAAAUGCCACAUUUAGUAUUGGCUAUUAGAAAAAAAAUCUACAUCAAUUUCUAUAUUCUUGAACACUAUAUAUGUAUGUACUCGUCAGUCAAAAAAGGGCCAUAAUGUAAAAAAUAUCUUGUUUUCUCAUUGUCAUUGUAGAUUUUUUUUACGAAAUCUAUGCUGCCUAUGAUCGUAUGUCAGUCCCAUAUUUGCUGGGUUUCCUAUUCAGACAGUUAUGCGAUCGUAGACAGCAUGUUUAUUUUUUUAUAUUUUCAUAAUUUCAGGAGUAGUCAACUUCAACGGCAAAAAUGGCUGUUUGAAGUGCACUAUCGAUGGAGAGUACUCUCAUGUGUCCCGAACAGUUGUGUUUCCCGCACUUCAUCGUCCUCUAAGAACAGAUUCGAAAUUUCGUCAGAAGCAGUAUGGCAGGCACCAUGCUGGGCAAGACUCGCCGGUUUUGAACCUUCCUGGGUUCGACAUGGUGAAAGAUUUUAUUGUUGCAGAUUCACUUCAUUUGUUAGAAUUAGGUGUAAUGAAGCGACUUUUAACAGGUUGGAGGGAUGGCUCUCUGGGUUACGAAGGAAAACUUUCUGCUAUAAAAAUACAAAACCUAUCUGAGUCAGUUUUAAGCAUCGAAUUACCUAAGGAGAUACAUCGAAAAAUGCGUGGCUUGGAUUGUUUGGCCUUUUGGAAGGGAACAGAAUGGCAUUCGUUCUUGAACUACGCAAGCAUAGUGGUGCUCAAGGACAUCAUUGAUGAAAAACUGUACAACCACUUUUUACUUCUGUUCAUUGCUGUUAGGAUAUGUUCCUCUGAAUAUUUCAAGAAAUGGUUAUCUCUCGCGCAAAUACUAUUCGAGAAAUUUAUUGAAGGAUACAUACAAUGCUAUGGCGAAGAAUUUGUGACCAGCAAUAUUCACAACCUUGAGCACGUUGUAAAUGAUGUAGCAAGAUUUGGCUCGCUAAACUCAAUUUCAGCGUAUCCAUUUGAAAGUUAUCUGUUUCAACUUAAAAAGUACGUGAGACAGGGAAAUAACUGCUUACAACAAGUGGCUAACAGGUUACUGGAGAAGAGUCGGAUUCCCUUGAAGAGCAAAGAUACAACAUUCAUCCCAAAAGUAAUCAAACGAAAAAACUCAGUUCACUGUGAAAUACGUCAUGGGCUUGAAAUCAAUAAUGUAUUUAAAGAUUCAUGGUUUUUAACAAAUGAUUUGGAAAUUGUUCAAAUGGUUGACGCCUCAACUACUCCAGACAACAAUAUUCUGAUACAUGGUAAAGCUCUUACUAAUCAAACUGUUUUUUUCAAGCUGCCUAUUCGAUCUUCGGUAUUGCAUAUUUAUGAAGCUCAGAUUUGUAAUUUAAAGAAUUUGAAAACGUACAAUAUUGAAAAUAUCAUAUGCAAGUUUGUUGUAGUUCGCUAUAGCUUGAACAGCUUUGUUUUUGUUCCUCUUCUACACACGUUUAACGUUGAAUAGAUAAUACAGAAUAGUUCAUACCAUCGUUUUUAUAAGAUCAAUAAAAAUGUUAAAAAGUAGAAACGAAUUAUGUUUUGAUUAAGAUAAAAAUGUAACUGAUGACAAAUCAACGUACCAUCGAAACUUAUUUCAUUCCGUCCUCACCGUAAUACUACCUUCAUUACAUGCAGCUUAUGCUUGCAUGCUUCCUGGUUUUUACCUGAAUAAACAUAAAAUAUCUUCACUAACGAAAAAAUAAAACCGUCAACGACCUCUAGC